AUGAGUACAGUAACAUUUACACAACGUCCUCAACGAACAACUGCUGGUAAAACAUCUAAAUAUGCCGAUUUUUCCGUUGUUUCGCUUCCUCAACUGAAGAAACAUGCCAUUAUUAAAACAUCACUUAUCAAUAUUGAUCCACUUAGUCCUGCUGGUGCUCAAUCUGGUAACAUUAAAGCUUUUGGUGGACGAAAAAAGUUAAUGGUUAUUAAAACCGGUACCCAUCAAGAAAUGGAAGAAGUUUCCAGUCGGUUUUCAAAAGAAGCUGGAAGUGAAGAAAUUUUUAUUCCAGAACAUGAAUGUGAACAUCCUCGUGUUUAUGAUAUUCAUCAAAAAACAAUGGAAGAAAAUAUCGAUGAUGAUGACCACGAUGAAUAUUCACCAUCAAUACAUCAAACAAAAAAAUCAACACAAUCAAUGACAACAACUGGAUUCGACAAGGACGAAGACGAUGAUUUUAACCGUAUUUUACCAAAUUCUUCUGGAUCAACAAUUAAAAAAACAGGAAAACGUGAAAACGAAGAGCUGGACAGCAGUUCUCUUUCUGCUUCACCUGUUAGUGAACAUGAAGGUAUGGCAUUUUCUUCAAUUAAAUCAUGUAAAGAAUGUGAAAAUUUGGCUAAUGAAAUUGAUCUUCUUAAAAAACGUGUAUUAAAAUUAGAAAAAGUUUAUGGUCUGAUAAAGAAAAAUUCAAGCUUUGAUCAAACUAAAUCAGCUUCAUCAUCAAAUUCUCAACCGAAUAUGGAUCAAACCACAUUUGAAAAAGUUCAAAAAAUUUGUAAUGUCAAUCCAAACACCUUAAAAUCUCCUAUCAAUCGUCCAACAAAAAUAAUGCGAGAAUUAUAUAAGAAUUCUGGUUUUGAACUUUCAAAAUGGAAAGAUGUUCUUGAUCCAAAUGAACUUGUAUUAAAAGAUUUUAUACAACAAAAAUGUUUAAUUUUGGACGAAGAUAUCUCACAUACUUGGUCCACCAUUAUUAAUUCAAUGACUCAAAUGCCAUAUGAUGCUGUUAAAUACAAGUAACGCUCGUCGCUGCGACUCGCUUAACCCUCGACUGAAUAUAGUCUACUCCUUAUCUAUCGCUUCUCAUGAAAUUAUAUAUUCAGAACUAUCACUUAACGAAUACACGUAUACAAAAAACUUAUACAUUAUUCUUAUAGACGAUCCUCUUGUAAAAAAGACCAACUCUUGAAUAGCGUAUAGAUUUUAGAAUACGUGUGUUUGUUCGACGAUAAUUAUCAAUAUAGAAUUCGAUGAGGAAACGAUGGAUAAUGAGUAGACUAUAUUCAGUCGAGGGUUAAGCGAGUUGCGGCGACGAGCGUUACUUGUUUGUCUGUCUGCGUCAGGGUCAAAAAAACAUCAAGGUCAAAAAAACAUCAAGGGCAAAAAAACAUCAAGGGCAAAAAAACAUCGAGGGCAAAAAAACAUCAAAGAUUAAAGAUUCAAGUUUGACCAAAGGUUUUCGGGGUCGAGGAAUCCAUUGUCACCAUUAGUUUUUCGAAAUUUUUUUUACAUGACUUUUUUUUGCUAAAAAAGGCCUUUUUUGAGAAAAAAGUGAUUUUUCAUAAAGUUUGACCAAAGAUUUUUGGGGUCGAAGAAUCGAUUGGCAUCAUUAGUUUUUCGAAAUUUUUUUCAGAUGACUUUUUUUUGCUAAAAAGGGCCUUUUUUGAGAAAAAAAUGAUUUUUCAUAAAGUUUGACCAAAGGUUUUUGGGAUCGAGGAAUCGAUUGGCAUCUACUUGCAUGUACUGUUUUCAAUAUCCAGCCCACAUCCAAUCAGCUAUUCUUGCCGUCCUACUUUUAUACUUGGUGCUGUCAGCUAGUAGCUGUGAGUGGCGUUCCAUUGAAUGGCCAACAAACGGCUAAUCAGUGGUUCGCGAGUUUCAAGGAUGGUUGUUGCAGAGGAGAUUCGUAGGAAAUCGCGCAUGUAUUUCGAGAAAAGUUGAUUAAGGUUUCAUCAUUCGGAAAAUUCUAUAUAAAGCGGAUUUUUAGAAAGAUCGCGAAAUUGAAGUUCUAACGAAUAGUUCACAACAAACCCUGAUCAUCG
Messenger RNA from Rotaria sordida, 2045 nucleotides. Lineage: Eukaryota; Metazoa; Rotifera; Eurotatoria; Philodinida; Philodinidae. The record is from the annotation of a GenBank genome assembly.